AUGGCUUUAUGUGGCGGCCGCAACAAGCAGAACGACGCCGGCGAGUUCGUGGACCUGUACGUGCCGCGGAAAUGCUCCGCCAGCAACCGCAUCAUCGGCGCUAAGGACCACGCGUCCAUCCAGAUGAACGUGGCCGAGGUUGACAAGGUUACAGGCAGGUUCAACAGCCAGUUUAAGACCUACGCCAUCUGCGGGGCCAUCCGGCGCAUGGGUGAGUCUGAUGAUUCCAUUCUCCGACUGGCCAAGUCAGACGGCAUCGUGUCCAAGAACUUCUGA
This is a messenger RNA of Elephantulus edwardii (Cape elephant shrew), 276 nucleotides long. Its product is annotated as 40S ribosomal protein S21-like. Gene Ontology annotation, cellular component: cytosolic small ribosomal subunit; ribosome. Gene Ontology annotation, biological process: endonucleolytic cleavage in ITS1 to separate SSU-rRNA from 5.8S rRNA and LSU-rRNA from tricistronic rRNA transcript (SSU-rRNA, 5.8S rRNA, LSU-rRNA); translation; endonucleolytic cleavage to generate mature 3'-end of SSU-rRNA from (SSU-rRNA, 5.8S rRNA, LSU-rRNA). The record is from RefSeq and is a predicted model, not a curated record. Gene Ontology annotation, molecular function: structural constituent of ribosome. Bases 1 to 276 code for a protein of 91 amino acids. The transcript has 2 exons. Lineage: Eukaryota; Metazoa; Chordata; Mammalia; Macroscelidea; Macroscelididae.